This is a messenger RNA of Pelmatolapia mariae (spotted tilapia), 1643 nucleotides long. RefSeq names its product arfaptin-1-like. The transcript is spliced from 8 exons. Bases 157 to 1149 code for a protein of 330 amino acids. NCBI's taxonomy places the organism in Eukaryota, Metazoa, Chordata, Actinopteri, Cichliformes, Cichlidae. The record is from RefSeq and is a predicted model, not a curated record. Gene Ontology annotation, molecular function: protein domain specific binding; phospholipid binding. Gene Ontology annotation, biological process: intracellular protein transport; regulation of Arp2/3 complex-mediated actin nucleation. Gene Ontology annotation, cellular component: trans-Golgi network membrane.
UUUGCUUCACAACUUUUUAAUUAGUCCAGUUUUAGGCUUGUAACGUUUAAAUAUGCAGAGCUGACGGCAGGAAGAAAAGCAGAAGCCCGGAAGAAGAAAAAGCAGAGUUUCUUUUAAAGCUGUAAAGUAAAAGAGGAGCGAGGGAGGAAGAGGAGGAUGGCCGUGGUGGAGCAGAGAGAAAGUGUCACGGUGGCGUCUGCUGUCACAGAGGAAGAAAUUCCUCCAAAGGAAGCAAACGGUAAUGGCAGCCACGCCAGCAACGAUGUUACUGCCCCCACAGCUGAGACCACUCCAGAUGUUCCAGAGGAAACGAAGCAAAGCAAAGAUCUCUCGCUCACACCUGAGAUGCCCAAAGGUGUGGUGAUUCAAGGCAACAACAGCAACCCCGCCAGCGAGAAGUUCAAAAGAGUUCGCAACUGGAGCAUCACCAAAUAUAAGUAUACCAGGCAGGCUCUUUCGGAGAAGCUUGGCCGUGGGUCUCGUACCGUGGAUCUGGACCUGGAGCCCCGCCUCGAGCUGCUCAAAGACGACCGACAGCGCUAUGAAAAUGUGACCAGUCUGGCUCAGACGCUUGCCAGUCAGCUCUCUCAGCUCACAGUUACCCAGAAGAACCUCGGGGAUGCCUUCACAGAACUCAGCGUCAAAACCCCAACUCUGCACCUGGAGUUUGGCAUAAAUGCAGACGCUCAGAGGUUUCUCUCCAAGAGCGGCGAAACGCUGACGGAAGCCAUCAACGCCUUCACAUCUGACAUGAACACACUGGUCAACAAAACCAUUGAGGACACAAUGAUCAAUGCUAAGCAGUAUGAGACUGUCAGGAUCGAGUAUGAUGCGUUCCGAGUCGAUCUGGAGGAGCUGAACAUGGGCCCCCGUGAUGCUGUAACCGUGCCCAAACUGGAGCAGGCCCAGAAAAACUUCCAGACUCAGAGGGAGAAGUACGAGAAGAUCCGAGACGACCUGUCAGUCAAAGUCAAGCUGCUGGAAGGGAACAAGGUCAAAGUCCUCCGUAAUCAGUUGUGGAUGCUCCACGGUGCCUUUGCGGCUCACAGCUUGUCUUGUCAGAAUUUCCUGGAGAAAAACAUCCAAGAGGCCGGAGAACAUCUCAACAACGUCAGCACCGAUGUCCCCUCCUUCCUGGAAGAAAGUUGACACAGCAAAGCAACAACCAACGGUGCUGUAAGGCAGGAGGACAGAAUCAGAGGGAGUCAGAGGAACAUUUGGCAUUCAUGGACUCUCUGUGAGAAAAGUUUGGGAGUACUCGGCUAGAAACGGUUGGAUGAAUGUUAGAGGUGUGGGUGAUUAAUUCAUUUAUACCAGAGUUGAAUUGAAUUCGUUAGAUUUUGGAUGAAUUUCCAGCCUCACAAAGAGCUCUGGAAACCAAAUUGAGUGUUCGCUACAGAAAAUAGGGAGUUAGCAAAAAUAAUUUAUUUUGGAUUUAGAAAGGGUUUCAUGGGUUCUGGUGUAACUCAUGGAGGUCUGGAUAGGCCUUGAAAAGGUCUCAAAAUGUGAGUCUGUAAUAAGUCUUAAAAAUAAUUCUGACAUUACAUUUAAGAGAAAAGAGAAAUAUCUCUCAUUCAUUCAGUAAAAUGCAUUUAUUCAUAGACAUACAAACAUUUGCACUCUCCUGGGUUUCUUACCUCUGU